Molecule: messenger RNA, 3770 nt
Organism: Durio zibethinus
Lineage: Eukaryota; Viridiplantae; Streptophyta; Magnoliopsida; Malvales; Malvaceae
Source: RefSeq, a predicted model, not a curated record
AUGCAGAAGAGAAAAUAAAAAAAUAAUAAUAACAAAAGCCAGCAGCCAAAUAAGCCAACCAAAAAUCCGAAAGAAGCCUCUCCUCUCUUUCUAUCUCUUUUAAAGGCUCUCUUUUUUUUCUCUUCUUUCUCUACAUUUCCUCUUGGUGUUCUCUUGGUGGUGGUGUUGUUUGUUCUUCUCUCUUUAUCGCCAAACUCAUCUUCACAGAUUCGUCCUCUUCUCGAUCCCCCAGGCCUCACCUUAACUGCAAUCAUGAGUGACGAGGGAGAAAAGACCUGCCCUCUUUGCGCGGAGGAGAUGGAUUUGACUGAUCAGCAGCUCAAACCUUGCAAAUGUGGUUACGAGAUAUGUGUUUGGUGUUGGCAUCACAUAAUUGAUAUGGCUGAGAAGGAUGAGACAGAGGGGAGGUGUCCAGCAUGUCGCAGCGCAUAUGAUAAAGAAAGGAUCGUAGGGAUGGCUGCUAAUUGUGAGAGGUUGGUCUCUGAAAUUAAUUUGGAGAGAAAAACUAAGUCACAGAAGGCAAAAAUGAAAUCAUCUGAAGGAAGGAAGCAACUGAGCAGUGUGCGAGUUAUUCAAAGGAAUCUUGUUUACAUAGUUGGAUUGCCACUUAAUCUGGCUGAUGAAGAUCUUCUCCAAAGGCGAGAAUAUUUUGGUCAAUAUGGGAAAGUUCUAAAAGUAUCUAUGUCUCGAACUGCAGCUGGUGUCAUUCAGCAAUUUCCAAACAAUACAUGUAGUGUAUAUAUUACUUUCUCAAAAGAAGAGGAAGCAAUUCGAUGUAUCCAGUCUGUACAUGGGUUUGUCUUGGAGGGUAGACCUUUAAAGGCAUGCUUUGGUACAACAAAAUAUUGUCAUGCAUGGCUGAGAAAUGUGCCUUGCAGCAAUCCUGAUUGUCUAUAUUUGCAUGAGAUUGGUUCUCAAGAGGAUAGUUUCACAAAAGAUGAGAUUAUAUCAGCAUACACAAGGAGUAGGGUUCAACAAAUAACUGGUGCAACAAAUAAUAUGCAACGGUGUGCUGGGAAUAUGUUACCUCCACCAGUGGAUGAUUAUUGCCCCACCAGCUCUGCUUCCGCAGCAAAACCCAUUGCUAAAAGUACUCCAAAUAAUACAACAGUGAGCAUUCCUAAAGGUUCUCCCCCGAAUGGAAGCCUUGGAAGAUCUAUUGCUCUUCCUGCUGGAGCAUCAUGGGGAAUGCGUGCCUUAAACAAGCCACAAUCGGCCGGUUUAGCAUGUUCAAAUGGACCUACUAAGCAGAAAUCUGAUACAGUUAGCAGCACAUUUCCAUUUUCAUCUGCAGUAACAAGCACAAAUCAAGCUUGUACAUUACAUGGUGAUGUUAUAAAGAAGUCAUCUGAGGAGAUUCAUGCUAUGCAUAUGAAGGGUAAAACUGAUUUGUUAAAACCUUUAAAGCAGGAUGCUGGUUUAGAUUGUCGAACUACUGCACUAGAGAAACCUGCUUCACCCGAUGGAGUUUCUGCUUCUAAAUCAUUGAGUAGCCAGUUAUCUUGUCCACCAGUAUCACAUUAUAAUGGCCAGGGCACUAAUAUACCAUCAAUUGUUACAAGCUCCACCUUUGACCAUGGUGGGCAGUCUUUAAUUUCCUCUAGUGAGAAAGCAGGGAGUAUUUCCUCUACUUAUGGUAAGAUACAGAGCUUGUGCUCUGAUAUGUCAACAUUGACCUUAGAUAGGAAUGUCUUAAAUGAACAUUCUGAUGUAGUUAGACCAAGCAGUUCAGCUUCUGAUCAUGGAUCAAGCAGUUCAACUAGUAGUCAGGGGUUGCAACAAUGUUUUACUGAGCACUGUAGAGAACCUUUGAGUGCAAGAGCCACUGGGAGAUCUGUGACAUCUCCCAAUGGCUUGUUUGUUUCAAAAGAGCAGUCUGAUUGGAGAACUGAUACACAAACUCAAACAGUGGCAAAUACAAGUUCUGAAGUAGAAGAAGAUAUAUUGUCUUUUGAUAAUCAAAGACUGAAGGAUCCAGAAGUCAUUAGCCGUUCAAGUUAUGUGCCAAAUUCACCAGUUUCACUCCAUUUAUCAAAUCAUUCUAGGUCCUGUUCAGUGCAACAUGGUGAGACUUUUGGCACUUCUAAUUUGAAUGCUGAUACUCUUUUUGUAGAUAAAGUUAGUGACAGUUUACGUCUUCAUGGAUCACUUCAUGGAUCUAGUAUUUCUUCUAUAUCAAAUGGAUACCCUGAGAAGUACAUAAGCAGUAGUAUUGGUUCUGAUAUUACUGCAAAAGGCUCCCUUCUGCUAUCAAAUGAAGGGAAAGGGAACCAGAUGGGAAGAUUCUUUGGUAAUGCCACAAAAGAAACAGGAGAGAGCAGCAUAAUUUCAAAUAUAUUGUCGCUAGAUUUUGAUACUUGGCAUGAGUCCCUAGCUUCACCGCAGAACUUGUCUAAGUUUUUGGGUGACACUGACAGGCAGCCCAAUUCUCUCAAAUUAUCUAGUUCCUGGAAAGCACCGAAUAACAAUCAGUCCAGAUUCUCAUUUGCGAGGCAGGAGGAUUCUAAGUAUCAUCCGUUUGAUGUUGAGUCCUCAUUUAGUGUUUUCAGGCAAAUGCCACAGAACCGCCCAUCUAGCCAAGAUUUUGCAGAAAACAGGGAUCUCUAUCUAAAUAAGUUUGGAGUUUCUAAUGGUUUUUCUUCCGGUAACUUUGAGGGAUCUGACAAUUUUACUAGCAGUCCUUCAGUUUUCUCUUCUAACAAGCUUUCUGUUUCAAGAGCUCAAAUUUCUGCCCCUCCUGGAUUCUCUGUUCCUAGCAGGUCACCACCUCCUGGCUUUUCUUCUCAUGAGAGAAUAGACCAUGGUUUUGACUCCACAUCUGGAAAUCAUUUGAUGGACCCUUCAUCCCUGUUAAGAAAUUCUUAUCAGGCUCCGGCAAGUGGGGGUAAUGGUGGCCCUGGGGAUAUAGAAUUUAUGGAUCCAGCAAUUUUGGCAGUUGGCAGGGGUAGACUUCAGGGAGGGCUCAACAAUUCAGGCUUAGACAUGAGAUCAAAUUUUCCACCACAGUUAGGUCCCUAUGAAAAUGAGGCCAGAUUUCAACUAUUGAUGCAGAGAUCUCUUUCUCCUCAUCAGAACCUAAGAUAUGAUGUUGGGGGUAACUUUUCUUCUCUUAAUGAAUCUUAUGGAAUUUCUUCAAGGCUAAUGGAUCAAUCACGAGGGAACAAUAUGUCCCCAUUUGGACAGUUGCCUCUCCAACAGUCAAGAAAUUCACAUAUGUCAAAUGGUCAUUGGGAUGGAUGGGAUGAGGUCCAGGAUGGAAAUGGUCUUGGUGUUGCAGAGUUCCUCAGAAAUGAGAGACUGGGAUUUAACAAGUUUUAUUCCGGUUAUGAGGAUUCAAAGUACAGGAUGCCUAAUUCGGGUGAUCUGUAUAACAGAACAUUUGGAAUGUGAUCUAUGCUAAGAAGUCGAAUGAUUUUGUGCAAUCUUAGUUGCGUGUUGAGGAUGGAUUGUUGACUUGUAAGUUGUCUCCUUGGGCAGCCUCAUGAAGGAUCAAACUCCCGAAAAAUUUAGCCAAAAGUUGGUGUCUUCAAAUGUGCAAGGUUAAGUGAGAUUCUGCUUCUGAUAAAAUGAUCUAAAAUUAACUAGCCUCUCCUGAUGCUGAAUGUUUUGCUACUAAUGACCUCUGACAACUAAAUAGAGAUAUGAAUUGUGGAAUCCAGUUCUAGUCUUUUUUUUCUGUUUUUGGGGCGUGCUAUACUCCUACAGAGCGUUAACAUCUUCAGAUAUUAAUUAAUUUAAUUAUUUAAUUAGAGUUAGUAUGAUGUGUUUCA